This is a messenger RNA of Anisakis simplex (herring worm), 234 nucleotides long. The record is from the annotation of a GenBank genome assembly. NCBI's taxonomy places the organism in Eukaryota, Metazoa, Nematoda, Chromadorea, Rhabditida, Anisakidae.
AUGAAAGAUUCUUCUGAACGAAGAAUUUGCAGUCAUUGUUUGGUUUUUUCAGAUGCCGAAGUCGACGUUGUACCAACACAUGAGAGUGAUGACUUACGAGCGUACAAUCACCUCAAGUCGGGUGAAAUGCAAGAAGCGGGUAUCAAUCUGCGUUGUUCAGUGGAACGAUGUACGCUAAGGCUUUCGAGCGCCGACAGUGACGAUUUUUGUGCGGCAUUCAAGUUCGAGAUGUAA